UCUCUUCCGUAUUAGUUUCCAUGAGGCAUCCUUAAUGCUGACAGAGAGCGCACCGUGAGGCAGCAAGAAAGCGGGGUGAGAGGAUUGCUAUCUUUGUGACAGCUUCUCCGCUUGGUAGGCUGCGUGUGAGCCGGGGAACUGGACUGGACUGUGGUGUUUCGUGGAGGAGGUGGGAGAAGAGGUGGAGGAGCACGAGGGAGAACUGUGGGGCAAGCUGGACAGAUGGAGGACGGCACGCAGCACCUGGGACACUGCAUGGUUGACAUGAAGGAGCUGAGUGCGAGUCCUGAAGGGCUGAGCGCUGCUGGUGUUAUUCUAACACCCAAGCUGCCUCAGGUGGACUUCAGCCUUGCCUGUAAUGAUCUGGUGGCCUCAGGCAGAGACAGGAAGCCCAAUGCUUUGGUCCAGGUGGCUGUCAUAGAUCCCCACAAGCAGCACCUCGUGUCUCAUGCCUGCACAGAGAUAGUUGAGGCGAACAAAGACCCACUGUUUCUGACGGGGGUGACCUUCCCUUCAGAGUAUCCUGCUAGCCCAGAGACGCUAGUCAAGCUAAGCGUGUAUGAUGCAAAGGACAAGACCCAGGAAUCAAGCAGCUUCCUGGGUAGUGCCACAUUUUCAGUUGGAGAUCUUCUGAGGGCAAAAGAUGAACGACUGACCUUGAGCCUCAGGUCAUCUGAUGGUGUGUGCACAGCAGGAACAGUGGUGGUGAGUCGUCUGAAGAUGGGGGAGAUGGAGGAGGUUGAUGUGGACCAGAUCACCACAGACAUACCGUCACAGAAGUGUCCACUGGUAUGUGAGUCUGCGCACCAUUCCUGCACCGACAGAGAAAAUAACCCAUUGACCGGGCCAGUGUUCAAGAACCCAGUAUGCAAAGUGUACAGAUUUCAAACAGUGGACAGCAAGUGGAUGCUUGUGCGGGAACAAAUGGAGGAGUGCACUCUGUCGUUCAGUAUCCCCAAACAGCUGCUCGCGCUGUACAUUCAGGAGGACAUGAGUAGGGUGCAGGAUCUAAAGGAGCUGGGAGAUCUUUCCCCUCACUGGGACAACUUACGGAAGGAGGUGAUGACACGAUAUGCAGGAAUAAUCAGCUCCUACCAAGAGACCUUGGCUGAAAUGGACAAGAUUAAUGGUUGCUCAUUCAAGCCAAGCUGCUGCAAAGCUCAAAAGUCUCUGGAGUUUAUUCCGAUAAACCUGCACACCCAGAGGAUGAGGGUGACAUGCCCCAAAAAAACAGAUGCGUUUUAUGACAUCAUCACUGUUGGUGCCCCAGCAGCCCACUUCCAGGGCUUUAAAGGUGGUGGUCUCCAUCGACUCCUGAGCAGAUAUGAAGCAGAGAAAAAGAGCUUCAGCACUGCCUACCAGUGUAUCUACUACUCCCCAGAGCACACAGCCAAAGCUCAGGAGGUACUCAGCAUCAUGAGCCUCCUCCAGCCCCUCAUCACGAGGUUAGUGGACCAGCUCCUUCAGGCUGCCCAUGAGCACUCUUCCCCUGGACUGAGGGAUGCACUCAAGCACCUUUCUGACAAGACAGAACAAUUUGUUCACACACUUAAGGAUGAAUUGGUCAAGAGUGCACUCCUAGCGCUGCAUGCAGCGCAGCCAGGCUACGUUUCCAAGAACCAGAAGUCGACUCCGGCAGGGAGCCAACACCAAGGCCACACAAACCAGACCAAUGACCAGAAUCAGAACCCGAUUCAGGGACUUCCAGGCCACAGUCCACCGACGUCAGUCACUGAGACCACAGUGGUGUGUAAUAAUGUGGAAGGAACCCCAACAACUGCUGGAGGAGAGCCUUUGUCACUGAAGCACCAAGACACCAUACCGCACCAUAAAGAGUACGAUGAGGAGGAAUGGGACAGGCUGUGGGCAAAUGUGGCCAAGUGUCUCAACUGUGUAAUCGCCAUGGUGGAUAAACUCCAGGAAGAAGACAACACCAAGCAGGAUCCAGUCCCAGAACAUCAGCUAGCUGAUGUCAUCACCUCCCACAAUCCUGGUGACUGGAGGGAGCAGUUGUGUCCUCUGGUGACCCGGUUAAAGGACUGCGUGAUGGAGGUGGUGGAGAAGGCAAAGAGAGCUAUGACCUUUGUGCUCCUGCAGGAGGCAGCCUGCAGCAUUCCACAGGGCUUCCUGCUCCAGCAGAGGCGAGACAUAGUCUUCAGUCAGGCACUGGCAGCCUUGGCCUGUGGUUUCGUCAUGCGGUUGUACGCGGGAAUGCAGGACAAAGGCUUCCUGAGGCAGCUUCACCUCGUUGGCCUGGUUGCUCAGUUUGAGAGCCUGCUCAGCACCUACAGUGAAGAGUUCGGGAUGCUGGAAGACAUGGAAGUGGGGAUCUCAGACCUGCAGAGAGUCAUGUUCAAGAUUACAGAGGCCAAGUCCGAUGACCUCAGUGACCUUCAGCCUUUAGUUUGUGGCCGACGAGACCACUUCACUGUAGAAGUGCCAUUACCUAAACUGGUUUUCCAUACCUUACCAGAGGAAAUCAAGGAGGGGAAGCUUCUCCGAGUAUUCCCGGUGCUCUUUAACGUGGGGAUUAAUGAACAACAAACAAUAGCAGAAAGGUUUGGAGACAUCUCUCUACAAGAAAGAAUAAACCAGAAGAACUUUGAGACAUUAGAAGCCUAUUACAAAUCAUUAAGUGAAAAGGUGCCACUAGAAUGUCUACCGUGUUUUCAGACACAGACCAACAUAAAGGAAUUACUUGAAACUUUGGGCCAGAAUGUAGUCGCGAAGAAGAAAAAGAAUGUGGAGAUACUGUGGACUGCUGGAACGAUCUGCCGAAGGUUAAAUGGCAUCAGGUUUACCAGCUGUAAAAGUGCCAAAGACCGAACAUCCAUGUCUGUCACUCUCGAGCAGUGCGCUCUCCUACGUGAUGAACACCAGCUCAGCAAGGACUUCUUCAUGCGCGCUCUGGACUGCAUGCGCAGUCGACUGACCCAGGGAGACAUUGGGCAGUGGGAGGACCCUGAGGCUGGCGCCGUGACAGAGAACAAACCAGCAUCACGACACUUUUAUCCCAUUGCCCUGCUGCUCGUUAGCUCCCACUUACUGGUUGUGUGGCUCAUUUUAAGUCUCGUUUUUCUGCUUGCAAAAUAUCAAUAAACUGCUGACAAUGCCAUCUCUACUCACUGCUUUUCUUCCUGUGUUCGCUUGUUCUUCUUUUCAGUAGGGGUACUGCGGAUUAACUUUCUCAUACACGGGUUAAAAGCGAGCAAUUCAAUGUCAAACUCAGGCUGUAGGGCAUUAACGUCAGUUGUUUUUAUCUGACAAGAAAAUGCCUUCCUGAGAGCUACAUGAAGAUCACACUAACUGCCAAAACUAUGAUUAUCAGACUGUUUCCCAUGCCUCAAACCAGACUACUUUUUUUUUUUAAAUCAACAGCAAGAAUGCACAAGUCCAUCCAUCAGUGUACUCUCUCACUACUCAUGGUCAUGAAAGGACAUGUUACUUUCAACAAUGUGAUUUUUUUUAUACAUAUGGCACAAAUUUGUGCACACUCCCUUCUUUCCCAAUCUCGUCUUUUUGUUUGAAACCCUGUGGGGGUGAGGGCAGAUCGAGCAACUCUCGAAAGCUAGAUCACUUAGUGAAAUGCCAAAUCAUUUUUUUUAGGAAAAGCAAAUCUUUUUAGCAACAUGUUGCUGAAACAUGCUGCUGAUGUCAAACUUUGUAUCGGCACAUUAUUUUUUUUGUGGUUUUGUUUUUAUAAAAUUUACAUUUUACAUGUUUUCUGUAUCAGCUGUUCCCUUCAGGGAUCGCUACAGUGGCUUAACUUAUACAUUUACUAAAACACGGUAUUAUUUAUCAGAUCCAAGUAUUUCAUGCUAUAAAAGCUAAACAGCCAUCAAAGUAACUACUGAAUGCCAGCCAUAAUAUUUAAUACAGCCACAGAAGUACAUCCGUUUGUGUUCUGCUUAUUUCUAUUGGAGUCUGUACUGGGCCCACCUAAUGACGCGUGUCUUCACCGGUACAUUACUUCUUCUUUUGUUAAUUUAUGUUUUCCUUCUUUUUUGAGUGUUUUAAUAAUAACUUUCUAUUUCCAUUUGAUUUAUUUCAUACACAGCAGAUUUUGAAUACACAGACAAAUCUUUUUUUUCUCGUCUUUUUAACUCUGUCACUGAUGAUAUUUUAGUUAAUGUCUCGACACAUUUGUUUUGUUGAGUCAUUGUCUAUAUACACAUAUAGUCUAUAUUUAAAAGGUCAGCAUUGAGGUUGGUUUUGUGUGGACCUGGUCUUAUCCUGGGACUUGUGAGAGUUUCAGAGUUAGACAUACAAAGCGUCCCCCUGUAACCAGGGUUACACACUGUAACCAUGGUUCCUCACCGUCCCUUGUGUGCACGGUCUGAGAGAAGAAAGAGAGAGAGAGGCUGUGCUGCUGCUUUUACAAAUCAACGUGAUACAUUUUUGGAUAUCUCUCGCGCUUGUCCUGAUCAUCUGAAUAGCUUCGUCAUGAGUUAGGAAUUUGUUUCUGGAUUCGGCCUACAUGAGACAAACUUGUGACAGAGCGUGAGAGGUGUGUUUGAAUCUCUGGCUCAGUGUGUCAGAGAUUGACAGCAGCCCUAACUUGAAACAAUAAAUGUUUUAGAAGCACUUACUGACUCACCAACCUGAGUUUGCAUCUGAAGCCGAUGUUGUGUGGCCUGUAUUUAAACUGUUGUAAAUGACUUGUUGGCCUGUGAUCUGUGAAACAUAUCUCAAAUAUAUCUGUCAUGAAGCAUCUGAAGUCAUUUUGAGGCACAAGCAACAUUCCUGUCACAAGGUAGAAUUAACUUUUGGCAAAGAGACUUUUACGAAUUCCUUAUUUAUCCAGCUAAAAAGUCUCAUUGGCAUACAAAAUCUUUAAGAGAGAUCUAGCCAAAAAUAACCGUUUUAUGAAGAUAUUCCAGUCCAAGAAGGACUCCUUCUCCACCUCCAUCACCUUCCUUUUUUAGAAAGCUUCUUACACCCAUUGUUGAAGCGCUUAGCUGGUUAGCAGCCACCAGUUUGUUCAUCUGGACUGAAUGGAGCUCAUUCAGUGGUUUACAGCUGCUGCUGUUGUUUCCAAGUGUUUCUGUGACAUUGCCCCAGAUAAACGGUGACAAACAGAUGCUUGAAUACACCUUUCCUUUAAUAAAAAUUUUACUUAUUUUUAUUCUGGAGAUCUGAGGCUAAGGAAAAAACAUCUGGGGCUAGACAGCGAGGAGCAUUAGACUGAUUUCAGAUUUUUCUUCACAUUUUACAAAGACCACCAAUAUUACUAUAAACAUUUUUUGUAGCUUUUAGAAGUUAUACGUUACUAUAUGGACUAAAGCAGGGGUGUCAAACACAAGGCCUGGAGGCCAGACUCCAAUGGACAGCUUUGAAAAAUGUGAAGGAGAACAUAAAUUGAUAUAUACACACACAUGUAUAUAUAUACAGUGGCUUGCAAAAGUAUUCGGCCCCCUUGAACUUUUCCACAUUUUGUCACAUUACAGCCACAAACAUGAAUCAAUUUUAUUGGAAUUCCACGUGAAAGACCAAUACAAAGUGUACCUGGGUGUAGCUCAUGCUCCCACGGCUUCUCGUGCACACAUUUUUUUGUGCAUGCGGGACUGCAAGAAUAAAAAAUAUACCUUUUUCCAGAUGACACGUCUACAUAUGAGAUGUACCGAUUCAUUGACCAUUGACUCCUGAACUGACGAGGUUCUUACUAAUUUUAUUGGAAUUCCACGUGAAAGACCAAUACAAAGUGGUGUACAUGUGAGAAGUGGAACGAAAAUCAUACAUGAUUCCAAACAUCUUUUACAAAUAAA
Molecule: messenger RNA, 5765 nt
Organism: Oreochromis aureus
Lineage: Eukaryota; Metazoa; Chordata; Actinopteri; Cichliformes; Cichlidae
Gene: inpp4b
Product: inositol polyphosphate-4-phosphatase type II B
Exons: 22
Coding region: 223-3099 (958 amino acids)
Cellular component (GO): cytoplasm
Molecular function (GO): phosphatidylinositol-3,4-bisphosphate 4-phosphatase activity
Source: RefSeq, a predicted model, not a curated record